Messenger RNA from Condylura cristata (star-nosed mole), 1122 nucleotides. RefSeq names its product cytochrome P450 11B1, mitochondrial. The transcript has 8 exons. Gene Ontology annotation, biological process: cortisol metabolic process; cholesterol metabolic process; glucocorticoid biosynthetic process. The record is from RefSeq and is a predicted model, not a curated record. Gene Ontology annotation, molecular function: steroid 11-beta-monooxygenase activity; iron ion binding; heme binding. Lineage: Eukaryota; Metazoa; Chordata; Mammalia; Eulipotyphla; Talpidae. Bases 1 to 1122 code for a protein of 373 amino acids. Gene Ontology annotation, cellular component: mitochondrial inner membrane.
AUGAGCUGGCUGAGCUGGUGCGAGGUCGCCACCCCGGGGCUCAGCGUGGGGGGGAGGCAGACGGUGUCGCUGAUGCUGCCCGAGGACGUGGAGAAGCUGCAGCGGACGGACGGCCCGCACCCCCGGCGCGUGCCCACGCUGCCCUGGCUGACCUACCGGCAGCAGCGGGGGCACGCGUGCGGGGUGUUCUUGAUGAACGGGCCUGAGUGGCGCUCCCAGAGGAUGGGGCUGAACCCCGAGGUGCUGUCCCCGCAGGCCGUGCACAAGUUUGCCCCGAUGGUGGACAGGGUGGCCAGGGACUUCUCCCAGGUCCUGCGGGCCAAGGUGCUGCAGAACGCCCGGGGCAGCCUCACCCUGGACGUGCAGCCCAGCAUCUUCCACUACACCAUGGAGGUCAGCAACCUGGUCAUUUUCGGGGAGCGGCUGGGGCUCCUCACGCAGAGGCCCACCCCGGGCAGCCAGGACUUCAUGCUGGCUCUGAAGAACAUGUUCAUGUCCACCGUGCCCCUCAUGUCCCUGCCCCCGGGCCUGUCCCGCUGGGUCAGCACCGUGUACCCCUUGCUGAUGACGCUCUUCGAGCUGGCUAGGAACCCCCAAGUGCAGCAGGCCCUGAGGGAGGAGAGCCUGGGGGCGCAGGACCGGGUGGCGGAGCAGCCCCAGAGGGCCAUGGCCGAGCUGCCGCUGCUGCGGGCCGCCCUCAAAGAGACCUUGAGACUGUACCCCGUGGGCGUCUUUCUGGAGCGCGAAGUGACCUCUGACUUGGUGCUGCAGGACUACCACAUCCCCGCGGGGGUGAGCGAGGCCGCCCCGCUACGGUCCGUGUUCCCUCUCGCUCCCCUGGGGCGGAGCCCCUCCGUGUUCGCCAGGCCCGAGCGCUACCAUCCGCAGCGCUGGCUGGACAAGCAGGGCCCCAGCACCUCGUUCCAGCACCUGGCCUUUGGCUUCGGGGUGCGCCAGUGCCUGGGGCGGCGGCUGGCGGAGGUGGAGAUGGUGCUGCUGCUUCACCACGUGCUGAAGGACUUCCUGGUGGAGACGCUGGCGCGAGAGGACCUCGCGAUGGGCUACCACUUCGUGCUCAUGCCCUCCGCCUUCCCCCUCCUGACCUUCAGGGCCAUCAACUAG